GAAAAUUUACUUCCGUAAAUGAAUAAAAGCUUCCGCCUCUUAUAGCAGUUGGUGGCGAGCGCGAGUGAAUAAUUAUUUGCUCGAAGUGGCACAGUCGUCAACCAGUUCAACGAGUGUGUGGCACUGGAGUGCCGGAUGAAAUGGCCAUGUAUACCGAUAAUACCCUGAAAUCACUCCCUGGCCGUUGCCCAAGGCGACUACUUCCAGUGAUUGUCCUUCUCGUCACACUAACGGCUGUACAGUCUUCACAUUCCGUGGAUUAUGAUCAAGAAUUAGCUUCUGGCCAUGAGCGCCUUCAACAACUUGCACACCGCUAUGAGACAGUACAUGUUGACACGGCUCACCACCUGCACGGAGUUCGGAAACGUCGAGCGACUCAUGGAGACGACAACUAUAGCCACCCACCUUCCACCAACUUUGACAUCCAGGCCUUUGGGAAGACAUUUCGCCUGCAGCUGGAGUUAAACACUAUGCUGUUACCUAUUGGCACACAAAUACGCUACUACAAAGAGAAUGGAGAGCUUGUUGUGGAUCAUGAUGCUGUCAACUGCUAUUACCAGGGUGAGACGAAUGGAUUUAGUCGUGGAGCAAGUCAUGCUGUAAUCAAUACAUGCAAUGGAAUUUCUGGAUCAUUUGGUGUAGGACCAGCUGGUCACUGGACAAUGGAGAGGACCUUUUUCAUUGAACCGCUGACCAAGGAACCCACUCCCAAUGGCACCCACCUUCAUGCCGUUUACAAAGCCGGUGACUCGAAAGAGAAACAUCACUUGGGGAAUUGUGGUGUACCAACUAACAAAAGCAAACAUCAUGCAUCACCACUAGACCUAGCACAGGGCAUGCUGAAUGUGGACAAGGACACCGUGCACAUUCACCAGCGCACUAAACGCCAGGCAUCCUCAUCGGUCACACGCUAUGUGGAGUUACUACUGGUGCUGGACGCAACACUCUUCCGGAGUAGAAGAGUAAAUAGGGACAUGGCCGUUGCUGUAAACCGUGCUCGUUCUGUUGCCAAUUUUGUCGACUCGAUCUACAGAAAACUGAAUACUCGUGUGCCACUGGUAGCUGUGGAGGUUUUCAACAGAAGAGAUCUCUUUGUCACGUCAAUCGACCCCGAAAGGACGCUGAACAAUUUCAAACUGUUCAGGGACAAGAACCUUGUGGGUCACAUUCACCACGACAAUGCCCAACUCUUGACUGGACGUGACUUUCAUCGCAAUAUCGCUGGCUACGCAUCGGUCAGCGGAAUGUGCUCAACCAGAUCUGUAGGUGUCAACAAAGAUACAAGGUCACCUUUCUCAGCGGUGGCAGCUACAGUAGCACACGAAAUGGGUCACAAUCUUGGAAUGAACCAUGAUAAUGCAAGUAUCUGUGUUUGCUCAGCUACAUCUCGGAAAGGCGGUUGUGUAAUGGCUGGAAUGGGCUCUCCUUAUGCUGCAGCGCAGACGUGGUCAGGCUGCAGCCGCUCUGAUCUCAGCACAUUUCUAUCACGCGGUGCUGGUCACUGCCUUAGCAACAAGCCAGCCACACUAUUUGGUGACCCGGUAUGCGGCAAUGGUUUUGUGGAGGGCACUGAGCAAUGUGAUUGUGCUGCGACGUAG
This is a messenger RNA of Sycon ciliatum, 1598 nucleotides long. RefSeq names its product disintegrin and metalloproteinase domain-containing protein 8-like. NCBI's taxonomy places the organism in Eukaryota, Metazoa, Porifera, Calcarea, Leucosolenida, Sycettidae. The transcript is spliced from 2 exons. Gene Ontology annotation, molecular function: metalloendopeptidase activity. Bases 141 to 1598 code for a protein of 485 amino acids. Gene Ontology annotation, biological process: proteolysis. The record is from RefSeq and is a predicted model, not a curated record.